UCUCAGUGCAUGUCCCUGCCUCCUCCUUCCCUUCGGCAAACGGCAAAUAGCAAGGAAGGACCAAAGGAGAGUAUAUGUCCAUCGCCUUGGGCGUUCACUCAGGCUCCAAAGACGCUGCCGAGACCAGCCCCGACAUGGACAGAGAUGAGCACAAGGACGAGGGAGCCAUCGGCGAUGCCGACAGGAAGCUCAGCUGCACCUCCGAUGUCAACGAAGAGGAGCAUGGCAGCGACAACGAGGAUGGCGAAGAGAAAAGGGCCGUCGUCCUCGGCCCGCAGAUUGCACUGAAGGAACAGCUCGAGAUGGAUAAGGAUGAUGAGAGUCUGAGGAAGUGGAAGGAGCAGCUGCUCGGUAACAUUGAUCUCACCGACGUCGGAGAGGUUCUCGAGCCGGACGUGAAGAUCCAAGACCUCACGAUCCUGACCCCGGAUCGCCCCGACCUUGUUCUUCCCAUCCCUUUCGUCCCCGACGCCAAGGGCUUCGCGUUCGCCCUCAAAGACGGAAGCCACUACCGCCUCAGGUUCUCCUUCACCGUCUCCGAUAACAUCGUGUCCGGGCUCAUGUACACGAACACGGUGUGGAAGAGCGGGAUGAGAGUGGAGAACACGAAGGUCAUGCUGGGAACGUUCAGCCCUCAGAAGGAUCCCUACACGUACGAACUGGAAGAAGAGACCACCCCGGCAGGAUACUUCGCGCGGGGCUCCUACUCUGCCAAAACAAAGUUCGUGGAUGAUGAUGGGAAGUGCUAUCUUGACCUGAGCUACUACUUCGAGAUUAGAAAGGAGUGGCCAACGCCUGCUUGACCGUGGAAUAGUGUCUUC
Messenger RNA from Musa acuminata subsp. malaccensis (wild Malaysian banana), 821 nucleotides. Its product is annotated as rho GDP-dissociation inhibitor 1-like. The record is from RefSeq and is a predicted model, not a curated record. NCBI's taxonomy places the organism in Eukaryota, Viridiplantae, Streptophyta, Magnoliopsida, Zingiberales, Musaceae. Gene Ontology annotation, biological process: Rho protein signal transduction. Gene Ontology annotation, cellular component: cytoplasm; cytosol; membrane. Gene Ontology annotation, molecular function: protein binding; Rho GDP-dissociation inhibitor activity.